ACGGAAGUGAGCUGUGGGUAGCCAUUUUGAACUUGUUGAUAGCGAACAAGGUUGGAAUAUUUGGCUAGUUACCAAAACUAAACAGUCUUUGCAUACAAAGAUGUCGGAUUGCGAGUCCAUAAAGAAAAUGUUAAGGGCCGUUCUGCAGUCGAGCAAGAAUGGUGUGUCUAUAAACACCCUCCAGUCAGAGUACCGCUCACUUUGUGGAGAGAACAUACCCCUAAAGAAGCUGGGCUUCUCAAAACUGGAGGACUAUCUGAGAAGUAUUCCCUCUGUGGUGCGGUUGCAAUACCACAUGGGAGAGUUGAAAUGCUUUGCUGCAGUGUGCAAAGAGACAGCUCACAUUGCUGAGUUGGUUGCCAAACAGAGGAGCUCCAAGAAAUCUGGACGGUCGCAGGUCGUCACCUCCAAGAUGCGAUUCAGACCUUCCAACCCUUACAUGUUAAAUGUGACACCGAGGUCGUCUCUGCGGCAACCAUCGUCUGGAAGUCUAUCUAACUGGACAGCAAAUCGUUUUCGACCUCAUAGUGGCUACAGAAGUGGCAGUGCCUCAGGAGACUACAGACGGCUGGAUCAGAGGCUGAGCUCCAUCACCCCAGUUGAACACAGACAACCAGUUGUUAAACAGAGUGUCAUGCUAGACAGGGGAGAGAUGAGCUUUGUAAAUGCCGUAAACAAGAAUUCUAGAGAGAUUCUUCCAGAGCCAGUGUCCAGACCCAGAAAAUCCCAGACUGAUCUGUAUAAUGUGGCAGAAGUGCAAAGCCAAAUAACACAGGUCCUGGAGAAGUACUCUAAUGGACUGUGGGUGUCCAAACUCUCAGAUGUGUACAGACAGACAUUCAAUCAGACACUCCAUCCUCAGGUGCUCAUAGACCUGGAAAACUGGCCAACUGUGUGCAUGGUGGAAAAACCUUCCAUUACCAACCGAGCUGACAGACUUAUCUACCCUCCUCUGCCUCCCAAACCCUCUACAAUCUCUUUAAAUAGCACCAACUCCUCUACGGUGUCACUCCUUGAUUCAAGUACCGUCAACAUACCAACUUCUUAUCACACCUUCACAACUUUCCAUCCAUUUUCUGUUCCUCAACCUACAGUUACCCGAAAAAAUGUUUUGGCUAAGCCUACCUUUAUUUUUCCUCCACAAGCUGACCGUGCUGCUGCAGACAGUGUGUCAUCAUCAGUGACAUUACAACAUCCUGCUCACAAGCAAGGCCUGCCUCUGCGACUGCCCCAGUGUACAGAUCUUGCCAUCAAUAUUAACAAUGGAUGCAAAAAUAAUCACAACUUAGCUGCAAAUACCUGCAACCGAAACACUUUCCCGUUGGCCCCCACCUGGACUAAUCUUCCAUCGGCCAACGGUUCUGAUUCGCCUCCCUCCCUCCAACCUGACCGGGAGAUUUUACCCUUUAUGAAAGUCACACACUCCUCAUCCUCCAGUGCUGCUGCUUGUCCUCCCUCAGAUUCUUCUGCUGUUGUCUUGCCAGUUGAGAUUUGUCAUAGAAUAAAGGAGCUUCUUUCCAAGUACAGUCAUGGGCUGUGGACCCAUGCUUUGCCUAAACUUUUUAUGGACACAUACAAGAUGGCAUUCCCUGAACAUAUUCUGGAUAACUUAGCUAUUUUGCAGAGUAUCUGUACUAUUGAGUAUCCCUUUCCACAUAACAAGAAGAAGGCCAUCUUGUACGACUCCAGACAAGUAGACAUGGAGCUCAGAGCCAGCCAUGAAAGCCAGCCAUGCAGACUCACCCCCCUCCCUUCUGGUCUGGAAGUCCUGGGUCCCAAGGUUCCUCCACGUUUGACUCUUCCAUCAGAGCAGUACUCCUCAGUGCUGGUUACUGACGCCAAAAGCAGUAAUGCAGUAACUAUAAGGUAUGUAGGUGACAAGUACUCUGCUGCUCAGGAAGCCAUGGAAGAUGCCAUGCAUUCCUUCUACAGCCAAAAUUCCGCACAGCAUCUACUGUCUAACCCGAUUGUUGGUCAGCUGGUAGCUGUCAAAGGGGAGGAUGGAGAUGAGGUGACAAGAGCGCAGAUCUUAGAGGUCAUAAGCCCCAACAAGUUCAAGCUAUACUGUGUGGACCAUGGUGUCUGUUUGGAGACUGAUGGGAGCAAUCUGCUGGAGCUGCACCAGGACUUCCUCUCACUGCCCUUCCAAGCUACCAAUGUCAGACUUGCAGGGUUAGAGGUAUUCAGCUCCCAUCCAUCUGUGCUGUCAUGCUUGGAUCAGUUGGCAGUUUCAAAGAUCUUGCUGAUGGAAACAGUAGAGCCAUGCCAACUGAAUGAAAUGCCUCUGGUUGUACUUUAUGAUACAUCACAAGAUAACGACAUCAACAUCAACUCCCGUUGCCUGAAGUCUCUGCAGGACAAGUCCAUGAACAACCCUCUCUCUGAAAAUGUUAUCUAUCAGGAUGUGUGUGUCUCAGAUGUGAGUGCAGAUGGCACCAUGUACUGUCAGCUGCCAUCCAGGGGAACUGCAAGACUGACUAAGUUUCUAGAAGAAACAGAGGCUUAUUUCAUCUCUCAGACAACAUCAGAGUUCCUGGUUUCCAGACCUUUCUAUGGCAAGUUCUGUCUAGCUCGCUACAAAGGGAAGUGGGCCCGAGCAGAGAUUACCAGCAUGUGUGGCAACAGAGUAAUAGAGAUUCUCUUCAUUGACUUGGGGGUCUCAGCAACUGUAGAAGUCACUGAUCUUCGAGAGAUUCCUCCACUUUUUCUGAGGGAUUUUACCAUGAUCCCACCACAGGUUAUUAAAUGCCGCCUGGCUGACCUCAGUGUUCCAGACAGGGAAUGGAGUCAUGAGGCCAUUCUGUGGCUAAAAGAACUCGUCCUGGGAGCUGAAGACUGCAAAAUGAAGAUAUUGAAGCAGGAAAAGUACAACGAGGACAAGGUGGUCCUUAUAUACUUAUUCGUUGGAGGUGACGGUCAGGAGCUGCACAAGAGCAUCAACCACCAGCUGGCACAGUCAGAGGUGUGGCAAAGACUAAUAGCACAGAACAACAACACGAUCACCAGCACUGGCAGCAACUUCAAGGAUACGGGUCGAAGCAGCCCAUUCCCAAACCCCAUUAUCAAGACCAUAAACCAGCCAUCUCAUCAAGCAGAUAUAGAUGUGACUAAAAGUGGAUUGCAGCCUCUUCCAUUGCCUCCUCCACUGACAUUACCCCAGCCUGGUCAGAAUAUGGAUGUGUUUGUGCCAGUGGCAUGCCAUCCAGGUUACUUUGUGUUGCAACCAUGGCAGGACCUCAAUAAGCUGGCAGUGUUGAUGGGAGAAAUGGUCUUCUACUAUAACCAGCCAGGAAACACAACAAACACAACUUUGCACAUCCAGAAGGGAGAAAUCUAUGCUGCCAAAAUAGAGAAGAAUUGGCACCGUGUGCAAGUGAAGGGAAUUCUGGCCAAUGGGUUGGUUUCCAUCUACGAGCUGGACUACGGUAAACAUGAGCUAGUUCGCAACACACACUUCCAGCCUCUGAUAGAGGAAUUCCGACAGCUUCCCUUCCAGGCUAUUGCUACACAGCUGGCAGGUGUAACACAGCAGCAGUGGUCAGAAGAGGCCGCCUUGGUGUUCAGGAAUCAUGUGGAAAAACGAGCUCUUGUAGCACAGGUGGACAGUUUACAGGAUGUUUCAGAGGUCAAGAGCCAUCUGUGGAAGUGCAGGCUACGAGUUUACUUGGUGGACACCUCCGUAAACUACAAGGACUUUUGGAUUCACAGCAUCAUGGCAGACAUCGGUCAUGUCCGCCAUGAUGCUGUGUCCCAAAGCACAGUGGAGAAUUAACCAGUCUUGAGACUUAUUUGAACACAGUAACAUAGUUCUGAUCAUAGUUAGGUGGUUCUUUUCAUUUUUA
Messenger RNA from Melanotaenia boesemani (Boeseman's rainbowfish), 3842 nucleotides. RefSeq names its product tudor domain containing 7 a (gene tdrd7a). Bases 101 to 3772 code for a protein of 1223 amino acids. The record is from RefSeq and is a predicted model, not a curated record. Lineage: Eukaryota; Metazoa; Chordata; Actinopteri; Atheriniformes; Melanotaeniidae. Gene Ontology annotation, biological process: spermatogenesis. The transcript has 22 exons.